CAUCUGGAGCACUUGAAACUGAUCCUGGAUUUGUUCGACAAAGUUGGUCUCGCCGUUAAUCCUAAGAAAACAUUUGUCAGAUACCCCUCUAUCAAUAUUCUUGGCUUCACUAUCGACGGAUACGGUAAAGCUAUCACGGAGGAACGCGUGGAAGCGAUCCGUAAGCUGAAAAUGCCGGAAACACUGGGUGCCCUCGAAACAUACAUCGGCAUGACAAGCUACCUUUCUCAUUACAUCCCCUACUACGCACAAAAGAUCAAACCAUUG
Pseudomassariella vexata is the source of this 267-nucleotide messenger RNA. RefSeq lists its product as uncharacterized. NCBI's taxonomy places the organism in Eukaryota, Fungi, Ascomycota, Sordariomycetes, Amphisphaeriales, Pseudomassariaceae. The record is from RefSeq and is a predicted model, not a curated record. The annotation marks the transcript as partial. The transcript has a single exon.